AUGUCUCAAAACGGAGCCACCACUCUCACAAGCUCAUCGCCAUUUAUCGUGGUGGACGGUGUCCCCAAUGUUCGCGACAUUGGAGGCCACGCAUGUCAGCCACCACCCACCGUAACAUCCCUCGCGAACACAAACGAGACCCCAGCAAAAAGUUGGUGCACUCGAUCAGGCCUCCUGUUCCGCGCCGCACAGCCAUCUCAAAUCACCCCACUGGGAACGGAGACACUGACCCAAAAACUCAACAUCCGAGAUAUCUUCGACCUCCGUUCGCAGCAAGAAAUAGAGCUCCUUCUCGCCCGAUCUUCCGACUCUCUUAUUGAUAUCCCGGGGACAACCCGCUACGCGGUGCCAGUUUUCCCAGUCAAGGACGCCUCCCCAGGCGCUCUGGCAAAGCGAUAUGGAAUUACAGCAGAGGGAGGCGUGAAUGAUGAAGCGGUCAUGAAGGGCUUUGCUCAAGCCUACGAAGGCAUCGCGCGCAGCGCGGGAGAAACAGAUAGCUUCCGCACGAUUAUGCUUCAGAUUCUGAAUAAUCCUGAUACCCCGCUUUUGUUCCACUGCACUGCGGGUAAGGAUCGGACGGGUGUGUUUGCUGCACUGCUUCUCAAGCUAUGUGGGGUUGCGGACGAGGUCAUCGCGGCUGAUUAUGGGCUGACGAAGGAAGGAUUGGGGGCUUGGGGGGAGUAUUUGAUCCGGCGUAUUUUGGAGAAAGGGGAGGUUUCGACUCGGGAACAGGCGGAAGCUCUUAUGGGUAGUGAUCCGGGCUGUAUGAGGGCGUUUUUGACUGAUGUUGUGGAAGCAAAAUUCGGGGGCGCACGGAGAUACUUUGUCGAUUUUUGUGGAUUUCAAGAAAAUGAGCUUGAUCGAAUCAUCGCGAUCAUGGCCGUUCCGAAUAUGACGCAGAAAUAG
Molecule: messenger RNA, 906 nt
Organism: Penicillium verhagenii
Lineage: Eukaryota; Fungi; Ascomycota; Eurotiomycetes; Eurotiales; Aspergillaceae
Product: tyrosine-protein phosphatase
Exons: 1
Coding region: 1-906 (301 amino acids)
Biological process (GO): dephosphorylation
Molecular function (GO): phosphoprotein phosphatase activity
Source: RefSeq, a predicted model, not a curated record